Molecule: messenger RNA, 777 nt
Organism: Penicillium nucicola
Lineage: Eukaryota; Fungi; Ascomycota; Eurotiomycetes; Eurotiales; Aspergillaceae
Product: DUF3245 domain-containing protein
Exons: 2
Coding region: 1-777 (258 amino acids)
Source: RefSeq, a predicted model, not a curated record
AUGUCGCUCUCAAAAAGCGAGUCGGACAUCAUCCUUAACCGAGCCAAUGUCGCCCUAUCCCGAAGCCAAAGGCUCGUAGCCUCCUGGCUCCCGCAAGAAUCCACCGACGAACUAGCAACUACCAAAACGGAGGAAGAACUACAACGAGAAGAAGACGAGAUUUUCACUGCUGUGCCCGAGACCCAUGGUCACCUUGUACUAAAAAUAGAGAAAAUACAGACUCGGCGUCGGCGCCCCCUCCCCCAAAAAGCAGCCGACGGAAGCUGGAACCGCACCGAGCUGGACUCGAAUGAUAAAUUGCGCAAACAGCUUCUCGGCAAGAAUUAUGAUCGUGUUAUGAAGGCUAAGGCGGCGCAGAAGGCUGCUGUGGCUGGUUCGACGACUACGGCUGGAUCUGUUUCUGCGGCUGGGAAUAAUGCUGGUGCUGGUGCUGUCGAGGAGGAUGAUGAGGAUGACGAUGAGGACGGGCGGUCUGCGAUGAUCGGCAGGAAGAAGAAUAUGAGAGGUCCCGGGGCUGGUGCUGGCGUUGGUCCUGCGCGGAAGAAGAAGAAGAAGGGUGGGAAUGUUGUUGAGGAUGUUUUUGCGAGUCCUGUUGUUGGUGCUGGUGCUGAUACUGGCACUGAUACGCAGGAUUCAACGCAGACUGCGACUGCUGAGGAAGAGAAUGUGCCUUCAGAACCUACGCCUGCGCCUGCGCGCUCAAAGGGGAGGAAGAAGGCGACGAGUUAUCUGGAUGAACUUCUAGCUGAGCGUGCGAAGAAGAGAAAGAAGAGAUGA